Aspergillus melleus is the source of this 1428-nucleotide messenger RNA. RefSeq names its product glycoside hydrolase family 43 protein. Gene Ontology annotation, biological process: carbohydrate metabolic process. The coding region runs from base 451 to 1428 and encodes 325 amino acids. Lineage: Eukaryota; Fungi; Ascomycota; Eurotiomycetes; Eurotiales; Aspergillaceae. The record is from RefSeq and is a predicted model, not a curated record. The transcript is spliced from 2 exons. Gene Ontology annotation, molecular function: hydrolase activity, hydrolyzing O-glycosyl compounds.
ACUAACCUCCGAAACUAUGUCAAAUGGCGUUCUGCAACUGAUCCCCCACUUUCCGGCUGAUUGUUCCUUCCAAGGGCUUGGCGAUGCGUCCCAUACUUGGUCCAGCAGACCCAGUCGCCAUUUGGACGCCUGCCUAUCAAAUGACUGAUGAUUUCGUCUACCGGACCAAACCUUCCUAAUUACCCUAUUCCACUCUGGGGCCAAAUGCGGUCGACAAGAAAUGGUACGGGGGCCGAUCACCUACUUCCUCCGAGAGGAGGGGGUGAUUGUCAAGUAUUAAAAGGCUUGACGCAUCCUGGAGAUUUACAUACCAUGCUGUAGACAUUCCUUUGAUCGUUCUCGGCCAUUGCUUGCGUGCCUCCCAGUCUCUUUUUCUUCCCUGCUGACAUUCUUCCUUUUUCUUUUUGACGGCCUGGGUUUUGUGUUCCGCAGACGUCUGGUCUACUAGCCAUGUGGUGUUCUCGACUAUCCUCAUGGACUCUGGGCCUAGCCCUGGUGACAGGGGCAUUGGCUUCUCCCUUUCAGAAACGAGCAGCAGGGGCUCGCAUGGCUAUUAAUUCCGACUUUCCUGAUCCCAGCUUUGUGGGAACUCCCGACGGAACUUGGUAUGCCUUUGGCACCAAUGGAAACGGGAAGCGUGUGCAGGUCGCUACUUCACCGGACUUUAAGACAUGGACUCUCACGGACAAGGAAGCACUACCUACCCUUGCGGGAUGGGAGACCGAAAUUGAUCAUUGGGCUCCUGACGUAGUUCAACGGAAAGAUGGAAAGUACGUGCUGUACUACUCCGGCGAAGCCAAAGAAAUGGUCAGGCACCACUGUGUCGGAGUCGCCGUCUCUGAAGGCACUGAUCCAGCCGGGCCCUACAUCCCCAACCCCGAACCUCUCUCCUGCCGCCUCGACCAAGGCGGCUCAAUUGACCCCGCUGGCUUCCUCGACAAGGAUGGUAGCCGGUACGUCGUCUUCAAAGUCGACGGCAACAGCAUCGGCAACGGCGGCGACUGCAACAACGGCAUCGAGCCCUUGAAACCGACCCCCAUCCUGCUGCAGAAAGUCAAGGACGACGGUUUCACCCCCGACGGUGCAGCCGUGCAGAUCCUGGACCGUGACGCCAGCGACGGACCGUUGGUCGAGGCGCCCAACCUCAUCUUACACGGUGACACCUACUUCCUCUUCUACUCCACCCACUGUUUCACCGACCCCAAGUACGAUGUGCGCUAUGCGACCUCGAAAUCCAUCACGGGGCCGUAUGUCAAGAACGGCCGCAAGCUUUUCAAAACCGGCGAUUAUGGCUUGACUUCUCCGGGGGGAGGCACGGUCUGUGGCUGUGGGGAUCGGAUCCUGUUCCAUGGGUUCUGUGCCGAGAACAAGCGAUGCACAUAUGCUGCGGAUCUUUCAAUCCAGGGGGAUCAGGUUACAGUUCUAUGA